Molecule: messenger RNA, 1078 nt
Organism: Rubroshorea leprosula
Lineage: Eukaryota; Viridiplantae; Streptophyta; Magnoliopsida; Malvales; Dipterocarpaceae
Source: the annotation of a GenBank genome assembly
GCUUUUUUUGGCACUUUAGUGGGUUAAGCAGGAAAUUUAGAAGCAAAGUCACCAACCCCACCAUUUGAUUUCUUCUCCUCUACUUUUUCACCCAGUUGACAAUGUCUGCUACUGCUAGUAUGAUCAACCCACAGCACAAGAAAAAAAAGAAGACGAGAAAGAACACAAGCCAAGGACCUGGACUUUUCUCUGGAUUCGGCAAGGCAGCCCAGGGUGUGCUUACAAAGGGCUAUAAACAGGAUUGGCUAUUUUGCAUCUCGACCCCCAGAUAUGAUCGAUGGGUAAAUGCUGAUCUUACCUUUUGAUUCGUAUGACAUCAUUCUCCUUAGUUUCAAUUUUCCAGUGAAACUGAGAGUAUCCUCUACAUUGCUUUCAGAAUUAUACUUCAACUGCACUGAAACAAGAAAGUGGUUCAAUAAUGGGGGUUACAGCAACAUAUGAGUACGAUGAUAACACAACAAUCCACAUAAACCUUGACACAAAAUCACUUGUGAGUUUGGUUUGCUUUCAGGUGCUGCAAUUGAAUUAGAAAUUUAGAAUGCCUGCACUAAUCAGGAUUUUGAGCUUCUGCUUUUUACUUCUUUGAAUGGCAGAUCUCAACAACUUCCACUUUUGGUAUUAAGUUUCCGCCAUUCACAAAUGUUACAGCUUCACUGAGCCUACCUGAUUACAAUUCUAGCAAGGUAUUGAAUCAUGUUUAGGCAUCUGAUUCCUUGACACAGUGACAAGUCACAAGUAUCAUGAUGUAAAAACAGUGUCAUCCUAACUGCAGAUACAUGUGUUUUAUCAUUCUAUUUCAGCUGAAGAUCCAGUCUCAACGCUUUAGUAGCAAUUCAGCUUUAGCCAUGUUUCUCUCUCUAGACCAAUCCCCUGCAGUUAAACUUUCAGCAACAGUUGGAUCUCCAGGCCUUGCAUUCGGCGCAGAGACAAAAUACAAUAUUUCUACUGAUUCAUUCACCAAAUUUAAUGCGGGAAUUAGCAUGAUGAAGCCUGAUUGCAAUGCUUCAAUAAUUAUGUAUGUCAUCAUGCUUAAAUCACAAACAACAUGAAUAAAUCAAAAUAUAAACUGCAUUUCAGG